GAAGAGGUUAAGCGAUAACCAGCGCCAGGCCCGGGAGGGAAGGAGAGACGAGCCGUCCUUCUCCCACAGUUACCUACGGAGAUGAAUGGUGCAGUGGCCAUGGAGGCCACCAGGAGACGAACCAAGCCCAGUGCCGGUGGGAAAACAUCUGAACAGAGGGAGCAGCCAGCACAGUGGGGGAGAGCAUGGGAGGUGGACUGGUUUUCCCUGAUCAGCAUCAUCAGCCUCCUUUGCUUUGCUCCCUUUAUUGUCUUCUACUUUGUGAUGGCAUGUGAUCAGUACCAGUGCUCCAUCAGCCAGCCUCUGUUUGAGUUGUACCGAGGAGAGACCACGCUGCUCUCCAUCUGGGCCCGGGCACCCUCCUUCACCUCGGCAGCUGCCAAGAUAUAUGCCAUCUGGGUGGCCUUCCAGGUGUUCCUGUAUAUGUGUGUUCCAGAUGUUAUCCAUAGGUUUGUUCCUGGCUAUGCUGGUGGAGUGCAGGAUGGGGCACGAACCCCUGCUGGCCUGAUCAACAAGUAUGAGAUCAAUGGGCUGCAGUGCUGGCUGAUUACUCAUGCCCUGUGGUUUGCCAAUGCCCACUAUUUCCAUUGGUUUUCUCCCACCAUCAUCUUCGACAACUGGAUCCCUCUGAUGUGGUGCGCAAACAUACUGGGCUAUGCUGUUUCUACCUUUGCUUUCAUAAAGGCAUACCUUUUCCCCACCAGCUCCGAGGACUGCAAGUUCACAGGGAACAUAUUCUACAACUACAUGAUGGGCAUUGAGUUCAACCCGCGCAUCGGCGAGUGGUUUGACUUCAAGCUGUUCUUCAACGGCCGGCCCGGCAUCGUAGCUUGGACCCUCAUCAAUCUGUCCUACAUGGCCAAGCAGCAAGAACUGUACGGCCAAGUCACCAACUCCAUGAUUCUGGUCAAUGUACUGCAGGCCAUUUAUGUGUUGGAUUUCUUCUGGAAUGAGGCAUGGUACCUGAAAACCAUUGAUAUCUGCCAUGAUCACUUUGGAUGGUAUCUGGGCUGGGGAGACUGUGUCUGGCUGCCUUACCUCUACACACUGCAGGGUCUGUACCUGGUGUACCACCCAGUUCAGCUUUCUAACGCCCAUGCCCUGGCUGUCCUGUUGCUCGGCCUCGUCGGGUAUUACAUCUUCCGCUCCACCAACCACCAGAAGGACCUGUUCCGCCGCACGGAGGGCUCCUGCUCCAUCUGGGGCCGCAAGCCCGCAUACAUUGAGUGCUCGUACGGCUCUGCUGACGGUGGCGUCCACCGCAGCAAGCUCCUGACCUCAGGCUUCUGGGGCGUGGCCCGGCACUUGAACUACACCGGUGACCUGAUGGGUUCUCUGGCCUACUGUGCCGCCUGCGGCUUUGGCCACAUUCUGCCAUACUUCUACAUUGUUUAUAUGACAAUCCUGCUGGUCCACCGCUGUGUGCGUGAUGAGCACCGCUGCAGCAGCAAGUACGGCAAGGACUGGAAACGCUACACAGAUGCUGUGCCUUAUCGGCUGCUUCCGGGAGUGUUUUAGAGAGGAAGAGGGGAAAAGGAGGGAGGAAUGUAGGGGUGGGCGAUAGAUAGAUGAUAGAUACAGAAAAUUAUGUAAUUGGAAUGGGGUAGCAAGAUAAACUUUAGGUUGUGUUUAUGUAUGUGUGUUUUAUACAUAUCAAGAAUACACAACACUGAUAACACAGCAUUUCAUACAUGCUUUAAUUUGUAUGUAGUUCUCAUACAUGUAUGAACUGCUGUACGUGUGUUUAUACAGUACAGUGUAUUACUAUAUUUCUCUGCCUUAGUAAUGGCAAUUUGAUACACCAGUCGGAUGCUUUCUUCAUGCUGUGACAAUUUAACACAGUUAAACUAAUUUUUUUAAAAUAGCACAAUAUAUAGUUGGAGCUAGAAAGACCAAGCACAACUUAAACCAGCUCAAGCCAAAAUCAGGACCAGAAAGAGAGCCAGUUCAGUAAUGGAAUCAAUAACUAUUUUACACAAUGCUGUGACAUUCCCAUAAUGUAGUUUAGUAUGGGUCAUAUAGUAAUUUGAUUAAUUAAUUUUUCAGAUUAAUAAAUAGCAAGUUUGUCAGUUUGAGUCAUUUAUCAAACCAAAUACCAAAACAUGUUUGGUUCCAGUUUCUGAAAUAUGAGAAUUUGAUGCUUUCCUGUUUUAUAUCAUUGUAAAUUUAACACACUCUUUCUCAGAGAAAUAAGCAAUUUGAUGAUGACACUUUGAUAGGGGCUAUUCAUUGUUUUGGCUUUUGAAGCUGAAAUGAAUAAUCAUCAAUGACAGCUGACGUAUUUAUAAAUCAAUAUUAACUACAUUUCGUUGCUGCCGUACUGGUUUAAUGGACCAAAUGUAAUUGUUGGCUCUACUGAUGUGACCUGCCUCAUAAAAAGUUAUGUAAUCUUUGCAUAAAGGUUGUCUGAGUGCUUGGAUUGCUGCUUGGAUUAUUUGCUUGUCUUGUUGGUGAGAAUUUGCCCCAUUGUGGUUGAGAGAGCAUGCUCACAAAAUUCAGGUUUGUUAUAGAAAGGAUAACAAUGUAACAGCAGUGAACGGCACUCUCUAUUCUAUCUGAAUAACUGACUAAACCUGUAAAAAAUUCUCAAAUGUAACAGUCACAAGUUAGUUAGAUCAUUGUACUUGCUCCAUGUAAAACCAGCAUGUUGUCUUGAACGAAGUGAUAACCACGUAUGUCUUAACUCUGUGUUGAUAAAAAAUGUUUUUGCUAUGUCCAACCACCACAUUUGUUUUGUGUUGGAUUUUAUUUCCUUAUAUUUUCCUCAUGCCUGUCUUAUAGGGAUAAAGU
Xiphias gladius (swordfish) is the source of this 2790-nucleotide messenger RNA. RefSeq names its product 7-dehydrocholesterol reductase (gene dhcr7). Gene Ontology annotation, cellular component: endoplasmic reticulum membrane. The coding region runs from base 82 to 1518 and encodes 478 amino acids. NCBI's taxonomy places the organism in Eukaryota, Metazoa, Chordata, Actinopteri, Istiophoriformes, Xiphiidae. The transcript has 8 exons. Gene Ontology annotation, molecular function: 7-dehydrocholesterol reductase activity. The record is from RefSeq and is a predicted model, not a curated record. Gene Ontology annotation, biological process: brassinosteroid biosynthetic process; cholesterol biosynthetic process.